Messenger RNA from Egretta garzetta (little egret), 2627 nucleotides. RefSeq names its product mitoguardin 1 (gene MIGA1). Gene Ontology annotation, biological process: mitochondrial fusion. The transcript has 16 exons. The record is from RefSeq and is a predicted model, not a curated record. The coding region runs from base 337 to 2148 and encodes 603 amino acids. Lineage: Eukaryota; Metazoa; Chordata; Aves; Pelecaniformes; Ardeidae.
CUGCUCUCAAAUCUUUUACCCCUUCUAGCUGGCAAAUACGUUCUUCCAACAGGGCUGUUUCCGUGUAGGAUUUAGAGAAUGUAGUAAGUGAGCUGCCAGCUAAUAACAGCAAACUGCGUUCUCUGUAGAUCCUGGUUAUGCAUACACAGGUGUCCGCACAGAGCAGUCGGGAUGAACGAGGCCUAAGCUGAGCCAGCAAAUUUGCCGUCUUCUCAUUAAGCACGAGCCUUAACUCUACCCAGAAACAUCAGUCAAACAAGCCAGUGUAUUCCAGAGACCAUCUGUGACCGUUUUCAAGACAGUUCCACUUAAUGAGGUUAUGGGAGAGAAGUAGCCAUGUCAGAAGAAGCUGUUACUGAGGCACGAUUUUCUCUGAAGACAGUAGCCUUACGGGUGUUUCAUCUUCCCCUUUCUUGGUAUUAUUCUCUUAACCAGAUAAAGCUUUCCCCUGGGUUAAAGAAGCUGUUCACGGUAACAGCAGUGAGUGCAAUAUCUGUUAUUUUUCUGGCCCAUCAUUUUAAAAGAAGGCGUGGAAAGAAGAACAAGAAAGUGCCACCAUGGGAACCAAGUCAUCUAGUAUUAGAGUGUACCAAAGCAGCUGCAUCAGAAAAAGGUUCUAGUUGUUCCAGUAGUCGGCAAAACUUGACUCUUUCUCUGAGCUCUGCCAAGGAGAAAGGAUCUCAGCCUUGUAUCUAUGCAAAUGGAGGACUUUUCAGUAAAUACUCUGGUUCUGUUCAGAGUUUGGCCUCGGUUCAGAGUGCCACAUCUUGUCACAGUUGCGCUUGUGCCAAUUCUAAUUCCUGGGAUAAAGCAGAUGAAGAUGAUAUUAAGCUUGUCAAUAUUCCAGUGACCACACCUGAAAAUUUGUAUUUGAUGGGUAUGGAGCUUUUCGAAGAAGCACUACGUCGAUGGGAACAGGCACUAACGUUCCGUAACAGGCAAGUUGAAGAUGAAGCAAGUUGUGGUUCCAUUAAACUGGGAGCAGGAGAUGCAAUUGCAGAAGAAAGUGUAGAAGAUAUCAUUAGUGCUGAAUUCAUUCAUAAGCUUGAAUCACUUCUUCAAAGAGCUUAUCGUCUUCAGGAGGAGUUUGAGGCCACCCUUGGGGUCUCUGAUCCUGCUUCUCUAGCUAAUGAUAUUGAUAAAAAUACAGACAUUACUGUAAAGGACAAUACAGAUGAUUUCUGCCUUCGAGAUACAUUAAGCAUUGCAUCAACAGACUCCUUUGUUUCCACAGCUGAGCUUACAGAGCACAGAGAGAUUCGUAAUAUGUACGGUCUAGAUUCCCUUUGCCAUUGCCCACUGUAUGAGGAAGCUAUGCACUUAGCAGAAGAAGGCAAAAUAUAUUCACGAGUGUUAAGGACUGAAAUGUUUGAAUGUCUAGGAGACAGUGACUUCCUUGCUAAGCUUCAUUGUAUUCGACAAGCUUUUCAGAUAAUUCUUUCAGAAACAGCAAACAGAAUAUUUCUUGCUGAAAGCGGAAGAAAAAUUUUGUCUGCUUUAAUUGUGAGAGCACGAAAGAAUCCAAAGAAAUUUGAAGAUGUCUUUGAUGAAAUGAUACAUUUUUUGGAACAAACAGAUCACUGGGAUAAUACUGAAAUGGAACUUGCUGCUAGAGGAGUGAAAAACCUGAAUUUUUAUGAUGUUGUUCUGGACUUCAUAUUAAUGGAUUCAUUUGAAGAUUUAGAAAAUCCACCAAUAUCUAUACAGAAUGUAGUAAAUAACCGCUGGCUAAAUUCCUCUUUUAAAGAAACAGCUGUGGCUUCAAGCUGUUGGUCAGUACUGAAGCAAAAAAGACAGCAAAUGAAGGUGCCUGAUGGAUUUUUUGCACAUUUCUAUGCUAUAUGUGAACAUAUCAGCCCUGUUUUGGCGUGGGGCUUUUUGGGCCCUAGAAAUUCCCUUUAUGACCUAUGCUGCUUCUUCAAGGAUCAAGUGCUUUUCUUCCUCAAAGACAUUUUUGAUUUUGAAAAGGUGAGAUACUCAACUAUGGAGAGCUUGGCUGAAGAUCUUAUGCAAUUAUUAAUCCGACACACCGAACUUUUAAUGGCCUAUCUUGGAGCAGAUUCACUAAGACAUGUCGGUGCUUGCGUAAGUGGUCAUGGGCAUGUCAUGACCAGUGGGCUCGUAGAAGCAAAAGUACAGUCAGCUUAAAAUCCAUGAGAAAUGAUCUGGAGUGCACAUUGACGUACUCCUUCCCACCUUUCUCUCCAACGCCGAAGCUAUCAUUGCUGUUACUGAGCAAGCAUCUCAAAAUGUAUCAUCUUGCUAAGUGUGGAAAAGGACUCAGGGAGGUUAAAUGUACAUCUGCAAAAAGAACUGGUGAGCAUAUUAUUGUAUAUACCUAAAUUAAAUUUGCAGCUCAGCUGUCACUGUAUUUAUACUUAGUGUAUCCCAAAGCUGUUUUCUGUAAUAUUUGGGUAAAGUUUAUUUAUGAAAUACUGUACUUUUGCACAGAUGAUUUGUAAGUGAAGCUGAUGGAGUUGUUUCCUUUAAAGGCUUAUAGUACAAAAUGUUCAUUACAGAGUCUCCAAAUCAUCAUGUCUAGAUCUAGAAGGUGUUUUGACUGGGGUAUAUGCAGUCUCUGGUUCGUGCGACACGUGCAAAAAAGUAAUCGCACUCACAAAAUUGAA